UGUGUAUAAAUUGAUGAUGAUUGAGAGUAAAUUAGUUUGUCUGAUUGUACAAUUAAGUGAAUUGCGAUGAUUUUGUUAAAGUUGAUUAGUUUGUUUAUUGUUUUCUCUGUUUCUUUGGCAAGUGAAUGUAAGAAACGGACAUUUACUGGAGAUUCGUUUGUUUGUGUUUGUGAUGAAAAUUAUUGUGACACUUUGGACAUUGAAAAGACAAUCGAACCUGGUACAAUAAUCAUCUACGAAUCGGAUCAGAAAACAUCUCGAUUAGAAAAGACAAUUGUUACUGUUGAUCAAGUAAAAUCAAAGAUUUACAAUGACAAUCAAUUUGUGAUGAAUGUUAAUGUCUCGGAUAAAAAGCAACAGAUUCUGGGCUUUGGUGGCACUUUAACCGAUGGAGCUGCGAUUAAUAUCUUAACAUUAUUGAAAGGUGAGCUGAUUAAUCGGGUAAUGAACGAUUACUUUGGCCCUCAUGGACUCGAGUAUAAUGUCGCUCGAAUUUCAGUUGGUGGAUCUGACUCUUCAGUUCGAGCAUAUUCUUUGGAUGAUACCGAACUCGAUUUCGAUCUGUCCCAUUUUGCUCUCGCAGAAGAAGAUAUUAAAUAUAAGAUUCCCUUGUUGAAAUUAGCUAAGGAAUUAAAUCCUGAGUUUCGAGCAUUCGGUUCCGCUUGGUCAUCGCCAGCGUGGAUGAAAACAAAUCAUGCAAUCAAUGGAAAUGGUGGUUUGAUCUGGGGUCCGGGAGAUGUUUAUUAUAAACUGUGGGCCGAUUAUUAUGUGAAAUACUUGAACGCUUACUUGGAAAAUGGUGUUAAACUGUGGGGACUGACCACUGAAAAUGAGCCCGCUGAAGGAAUCGGAGGAAGCAUUUUCAAUGCUCUUGCAAUGACUCCCGCUCAGAUCAGAGAUUGGGUUAAGCUUGACCUCGGUCCAGCUCUUAGAGCUGCGGGUUGGGGAAAGGAAAACCUCACACUUAUGAUUAAUGACGAUAAUACAAAUGACAUUCCGACUUAUGUAAACACUUUGCUCGACGAUCCUGAAGCGGCUUCUUAUGUAUCAGGAAUCGCUUAUCAUUGGUAUUCUCGUAAUUAUCCAUCUUCUUAUCAGAUUCUGGCUCAAGCUCAUGAAAAGUAUCCGGAUUAUUUCCUAUUUUCAUCUGAAGGUGGAUGGACUGGAGUUGCUUCGGACUACCUUGGAUCUUGGACAAGAGCUGAAGCUUAUGCUCUGGACAUUCUCGAGGGACUUCAACAUUAUUCAUCUGGUUGGACUGAUUGGACAAUCGCUGUUGACACUUCAGGUGGACCAAAUUGGGCCAAGAAUUGGGUUGACUCAACAGUCGUGAUUAACUCAACCUCACAAGAAUAUUACAAGAACCCAAUGUAUUAUGCAUUAGCUCAUUUCUCUAAAUUUUUACCAAUCGGAUCAACUCGAGUCUCUUGUAGUGUCGUUAAUGCCCCGAACAAUGUUCAUACCACUUCCUUCAUUACGCCGGAUAACAAGUUGGUCUUAAUUUUAUUAAACAUGAACGAUGAUCAUGUCGACAUGACAAUCAAUGGAUUCGCAAGCAAAACAAUCACAACAACAUUGAAACCAAGAUCAAUUCGUAAUAUGGUCAUCGCUUUAUAAUUAAAAUUGUAUUCAUUUUAUCAUAUGAUUAAUAGAAAUGCAAUAAAAUUGAUCAUUUAUGUAUUAGUUUGAAUAAUUAUCAA
Molecule: messenger RNA, 1700 nt
Organism: Panonychus citri (citrus red mite)
Lineage: Eukaryota; Metazoa; Arthropoda; Arachnida; Trombidiformes; Tetranychidae
Product: lysosomal acid glucosylceramidase-like
Exons: 3
Coding region: 67-1617 (516 amino acids)
Biological process (GO): glucosylceramide catabolic process
Molecular function (GO): glucosylceramidase activity
Source: RefSeq, a predicted model, not a curated record